GAUGUUGUAACUUGUCGUUUCCUGACAUCAGCAGAGGGUCAAGUUUGAACAAGAGGUGGAUAACAGAAUUCAUUCAUUCUGAAAACUCAACUAAUUUGACGUAGAUAGUUACUACAAGGACGGUAUGCUUCGGACUGUGUGCCGGGCUGGAGGUGCUUUAUUAAAGCACUCUCGGCGCAGUAUCCCGUCUCAGUGGACCGCCCCGGCCCAGCAGAGAUGGGCGUCCAGCCUCCCGAUGAACACGGUGGUGCUGUUCGUUCCACAGCAGGAGGCGUGGGUGGUGGAGAGGAUGGGCAGGUUUCACCGCAUUCUGGAGCCGGGAUUGAAUUUCCUCAUUCCAAUACUGGACAGAGUCCGGUACGUACAGAGCUUGAAGGAGAUAGUCAUCGAUGUACCAGAGCAGUCGGCUGUGUCCCUAGACAAUGUGACCCUACAGAUAGAUGGAGUUUUGUAUCUCAGAAUAUUGGACCCUUUUAAGGCUAGCUAUGGAGUGGAAGAUCCAGAAUAUGCAGUCACCCAGCUGGCCCAGACCACCAUGCGUUCUGAGCUGGGGAAGCUGACCCUCGACAAAGUGUUCCGAGAAAGAGAGUCCCUGAACGCCAACAUCGUGCACUCCAUAAACCAGGCGUCUGACGAGUGGGGGAUCCGCUGCCUGAGGUACGAGAUCAAGGAUAUCCACGUCCCGCCCCGCGUCAAGGAGUCCAUGCAGAUGCAGGUGGAGGCCGAGCGGAAGAAGAGAGCCACAGUUCUGGAGUCUGAGGGAACGAGAGAAUCUGCCAUCAACGUGGCAGAGGGCAGGAAGCAGGCCCAGAUCCUAGCCUCAGAAGGGCAGAAGGCUGAGCAGAUCAACAAAGCUGCAGGUGAGGCCAAUGCUGUUUUAGCCAAAGCGGAAGCAAAAGCCAAGGCCAUCAGGCUGCUGUCAGAAGCUCUGGCUGAGCAGAACGGGAAUGCAGCGGCCUCUCUCAGUGUGGCUGAGCAGUACGUGUCGGCCUUCUCUAACCUGGCCAAAGAGUCCAACACCAUCCUGCUGCCCUCCAACACUGGUGACAUCAGCGGCAUGGUCACACAGGCCAUGACCAUCUACAGCACCUUGGCCAAGCAGACCCCAAGCCCGCAAACUGUAGAGAGUGUCCCCGUGGAGGUACCAGCGGUGAAGGCCCCUAGUGAGGCAGACUCCCCACAACCUAGCAGCACUCAGUAA
This is a messenger RNA of Megalops cyprinoides (Indo-Pacific tarpon), 1201 nucleotides long. It is a transcript of the gene stoml2, whose product is annotated as stomatin (EPB72)-like 2. Lineage: Eukaryota; Metazoa; Chordata; Actinopteri; Elopiformes; Megalopidae. The transcript is spliced from 10 exons. The coding region runs from base 125 to 1201 and encodes 358 amino acids. Gene Ontology annotation, cellular component: membrane. The record is from RefSeq and is a predicted model, not a curated record.